GAGUAACUAAUGCGCAUGCACAAAGAGCAUCAUGGUAGCUUCAGGGCUGCUUUAAAGCGUAACCAUAGCUUUUUUAUUAGACGUUAGAAUGCUAGUUUGCUACUAAUGUUCUAAGCAUGUCUAAUGUAAAUUCGAACGUUUUAAACAUACUUCUCGCACUAAAAACGAGAGAUUCUUUCUUAACUUUUGCUGCCUCUACCAAGAUGGCAGUAAACGUCCACGGGCGCAAGUUUUCUACGUUCAGUAUCCCCAUCAUGCCUUGCGCUGUUGACAGCCUGAGCGGGAAGUUAGAAAAACAGAUGUGCUGGGGUCCAGUUGUUAACUUAGCUCCUCAUUUGUACUGCAUGGUAAUGCAUUUUCUGCUUUUCUCUAUCUGGUUAUCAAAUUCUCACAUACUUUCGCGUUAUAUAGAUAAACAAUUUAAUAUGACAUAGACAUAAUAUGUUUCGCCGCAUCUGAGAGAUGAGUCAGGAGCGUAGGCUAACUUAGCCUAGAUCUAGUUAUUAUUCGGCGAUUAUCUGGACAAGCUACCCGUGUUUGCAUCGCCAACAUAUUAGCUAGUUAGAAUAGGUAGCUAAAUGGGAAACUAUCAUUCAGACAAGUAUAUUUUAGAAACUAGAUAUUCCAAUUUCUCACAAAACCUGUUUGACUUCAGCCAUCUGAAAUUUUAUCCUGAACGCCCAGGAGUGAGCGAAAAUGCACAAUGAGACCGGUCAGCAUAGUGACAGCAAGGACGACGGAGCCUCCACCACCAUGUCCUUCGGAAAGUACAAGUACACCGCCGAUGAGUACCAGGCGGUCCAGAAUGCACUGCGACGGAACCUUGGCCCAGAAUACAUCAGCACCAGAAUUGCAGGAGGUGGUCAAAAGGUCUGCUACAUUGAGGGACACAGGGUGAUCAGCCUGGCGAAUGAAAUGUUCGGGUACAAUGGCUGGUCACACUCCAUCUCCCAGCAGAACGUUGAUUUUGUGGAUCUCGUCAAUGGCAAAUUCUAUGUUGGAGUCAGUGCAUUUGUCAAGGUCCAGCUGAAGGAUGGCUCAUACCAUGAGGAUGUGGGCUACGGUGUUAGUGAGGGGCUCAAGUCCAAAGCCUUGGCACUUGAGAAGGCGAGGAAAGAGGCUGUUACUGAUGGUUUGAAGCGAGCCCUCAAGUGUUUUGGAAAUUCUCUGGGGAACUGUAUCCUGAACAAGGAGUACCUCAUGGCCAUCAACAAGGUUCCCAAACAGCCGCAGCCCCCCCUGGACCCUGCCCAGACAAAGCGCUCAGAGGGUGAGCCUCUAGUGGAGAAGGCGAGGUAUUGCAGUCUGCAGCAGGGGGACAGGUGUGGGAGUGGGGCCAGCAACAGCUUGGGUACGUCGGUUAGGGGCCCUGUGGAGCAGCCCAAAGCCGAGCUGGGGCUCCAGGAGAACGGGGGAGCCAGGAACCCGCCGCCACAAACCCCUGCCCUGCAGGACAGCGAGAACAGGCGCAUCAGCACCUCCAGAGAGUCAGCAGCAGACGUGGGGGACACCUCUGGCUUCUCAGACACCCUCACAGACCCCAGACAGCAGAGGAAACUUAAGCAGCAGCAACAGCAGCAAAAGUUUCGGCAAGAGAUGGAGGCCAAGAAGAUGCAGAGCGGGCAGCUGCAGCCCAAGGCAGAAAAUACAGCGCCACCCAGGGGAGAGGAGGCGCCAAGCAACCUCCAGGGGCGCUCAGACUCCUCGGGCCAGGGUGAUUGGCAGGUCAACCACAGCACGCCCGCCGGACGCCGAGCGACCGCGACCGCGGAGGACGAGUUCCUGGCAGGUACAGAACCACGCCCAUCGCCACAUCCGCCGUUACACGCGGUUCCUGAUCCUAGCAUCCCACCCCCCCUCUUUCCAGAAGACUCACAACUGUGGGAUUUGAACCUGGACGACAUCGACGUCCUGGAGGCUCAGGCAGGGGGCGCCAGGGGCGCGCACCCAUCCACACAGGGCAACGGGCACCACCAGAUGACCACCCGCAGCAGGACCCCGCAGAGAGUCCAGUCACUGAGACCUCCCGUCAGACCCCAGCCCCCAAACAGCCACCAGCCCCCGCACUCCACUGCCCACGCUACUGCCCAGGCACACCAUACCGCCCACAACGGAGCUUCAGUCAGCCCGUACAGACAAGGACAGCACGUGAAGAAACGAAAACUGGACCCCAGAUGACUACAUACUAGAGAAAUUUAAGACUGUUCCUACAAGUUACACAUGUAAAUAUGUUAUAUAGAUAAUUUUAAAUGUUAUUUUAUUGAGUUGUUGUGUUAAUAAAUAAGAGAAAAAGGA
Molecule: messenger RNA, 2295 nt
Organism: Anguilla anguilla (European eel)
Lineage: Eukaryota; Metazoa; Chordata; Actinopteri; Anguilliformes; Anguillidae
Gene: rad52
Product: RAD52 homolog, DNA repair protein
Exons: 10
Coding region: 697-2178 (493 amino acids)
Biological process (GO): double-strand break repair via homologous recombination; DNA recombinase assembly; mitotic recombination
Cellular component (GO): nucleus
Source: RefSeq, a predicted model, not a curated record